Salvia miltiorrhiza (redroot sage) is the source of this 1505-nucleotide messenger RNA. Its product is annotated as xyloglucan galactosyltransferase XLT2-like. Gene Ontology annotation, biological process: xyloglucan biosynthetic process. Gene Ontology annotation, molecular function: galactosyltransferase activity. Bases 87 to 1505 code for a protein of 472 amino acids. NCBI's taxonomy places the organism in Eukaryota, Viridiplantae, Streptophyta, Magnoliopsida, Lamiales, Lamiaceae. The transcript has a single exon. The record is from RefSeq and is a predicted model, not a curated record.
CCAAAACUAAAAUAAAAUAGAGGAAACUAAAAAAUAUUGGUGGAAUUUUCUAAACCACCACACCUCCACCGCCGGCGCCACCCUCCAUGCUGCCUACCACCACCGCCCCUCCGCCCGACGACCACCACCACCCCUCGAAGAAAUCGAAACUGAUCAAAACCAGCGUCCACACCAUCAAAUCCAACAUCUCGGCCCACCCCUAUGCAUGGCUCGCCCUCACCAUCUUCCUCCAGCUACUCAUCAUCCCCUACAUGCUCCCCCCUUUCCGCUUCGACUCUGUCUUCUCCGAUGAAGCCUGCAAACACGGCAGCAUUUACGUCUACGACCUCCCCCCCAUGCUCAACAAAGACCUCCUCCGCAACUGCCACGAUCUCGACCCCUGGGUCUCCCUCUGCGACGCCGUCUCCAACGCCGGUCUAGGCCGUCCCGCCACCGGCCUCCCCGCCUCCGUCGUGCCGCCGAACCUCUCCGCCGCCUGGUACUGGACCGACAUGUACGCCGCCGAGGUCAUCUACCACGACCGCCUCAACAGCUACCGGUGCACGACGUCCAACCCCGCCCAAGCCACCGCCUUCUACAUCCCCUUCUACGCCGGCCUCGCCGUCCGAAAAUACCUCUGGCCCAACUACACCUCCGAAGAUCGCGAUUUCCACGCCGCCGCAAUGCUCGACUGGGUGAAAAACCAGGCCCCGUGGCGGCGCUCAAACGGGUCGGAUCAUUUCCUGAUGCUCGGGCGUCUCACGUGGGAUUUCCGGCGGCUCACCGACGACGACGGCGAUUGGGGCACGCGCUUGAUCUACAUGCCGUUGAUGAAGAACGUGCUCCGCCUCACCGUCGAGAGAAGCCGAUGGGACGACCUCGAGUUCAGCGUCCCGUACCCGACCGCAUUCCACCCGAGAUCCGAAUCCGAUAUCCGCCAAUGGCAGGGUUUGAUCCGGGGCAGGCAAAGAUCCAGCCUGUUUACGUUUGUCGGGGCGACCCGGAAGAAGAUCCGGAACGACUUCCGGAGCAUACUCAUGGGGUAUUGCAAGAACGAAACGACAUCGUGUCGGGUAGUGGAUUGCUCCGAAACGCGGUGUUCUGAUGGAGCUCCGGCCAUAAUGGAAGCGUUUCUAGAUUCGGAUUUUUGUUUACAACCGAAAGGAGAUGGGUUGACCCGGAGAUCCAUGUAUGAUUGCAUGUUGGCCGGUUCGAUUCCGAUUUAUUUUUGGAACGGGAGCUUCGAGUAUCAAUAUGAGUGGCACUUGCCUAAAAAUGCCUCAAAUUAUUCUAUAUUUAUCGAUCAUAAUAUUGUUAGGAAUGAUACAUCGGUUAUUAAACGAACUCUACAGGAAUAUAGUAAAGAGGAGGUGAUGAGAAUGAGAGAGACCAUCAUUCAGUUUUUACCAAAAUUGUUAUAUUCCAAGUCCAAUGCGAAUCUAGGUGGAAUUAGCGAUGCCUUCGACAUUACCAUGGAAGGAGUCUUGAAAAGGUUUGAGCAGAAUGGCGGUUUGAGGUUCGAUUAA